AUGUCGAAGAAAUGCAACCCUAUCGGCCACAUGCCCCACUUCUUCGUCGAACCCCACUCCGGCGUCACUGACGAGACGGUCCCCCAGACCCCCGCAGAGCGCACGACAUUCGAUACCACCGCGCCCAGCGAUCCCCACCACGCCGGAGGACCGAACGCUAGCGUAAAUGCUACGCGUGACUCAACACAUGUCCACCCAGAGCGGGUACAUGCCCACAGCCACCCUCUUCUCCAUUCGACUGGCGAGGACCACGCAUCUCCCUCGUCCGAAACACGUCGGUAUACACUCCGUAUCGCGCCGGCAUCAUUAUCGGGGGAGACAAGCACGUCGAAUGUGCCUCCCACGCCAGUCAGCCCUCGCGCACUGCGUCGCUCUACACGUUCGGGAGGUCAUUUCUCAGUCAGCGAGGACCGUGAUGAUGACGCACAUGAAGGGAUGGGCGACCUCUUGAUGGAAGGAGGAAUGUCAUUCGGCGUCGCGACAGGCCAUCUCCUUGCCCCCUAUUUCCAGAUCGAGGAACCUUGUGCACAGGAGAGUGAGCAUGAUGACGAGGGCGAAGAGGAUUCCUAG
This is a messenger RNA of Dichomitus squalens LYAD-421 SS1, 570 nucleotides long. RefSeq lists its product as uncharacterized. NCBI's taxonomy places the organism in Eukaryota, Fungi, Basidiomycota, Agaricomycetes, Polyporales, Polyporaceae. Bases 1 to 570 code for a protein of 189 amino acids. The record is from RefSeq and is a predicted model, not a curated record. The transcript has a single exon.